Messenger RNA from Tetrapisispora phaffii CBS 4417, 846 nucleotides. It is a transcript of the gene PTC1, whose product is annotated as type 2C protein phosphatase PTC1. Bases 1 to 846 code for a protein of 281 amino acids. NCBI's taxonomy places the organism in Eukaryota, Fungi, Ascomycota, Saccharomycetes, Saccharomycetales, Saccharomycetaceae. The transcript has a single exon. The record is from RefSeq and is a predicted model, not a curated record. Gene Ontology annotation, molecular function: protein serine/threonine phosphatase activity; cation binding. Gene Ontology annotation, biological process: protein dephosphorylation.
AUGACUGAAUCCAUUGAAGACAAUGCACAAGAAUAUGAAUUAACGUAUAAAGUUGGAGUUGCAGAAAAUAAGAAUUCAAAAUUUAGAACAACAAUGGAAGAUAUUCAUACUUAUGUGAAGAAUUUUGCAUCGAGGCUUGAUUGGGGGUAUUUCGCUGUUUUUGAUGGGCAUGCAGGGAGUCAAGCCUCUAAAUGGUGUGGCUCUCACUUACAUUCCAUAAUUGAAUCAAAAAUAUUGCAAGAUGAAACAACGGAUAUUAGAGAGAUUCUGAAUGAUUCAUUCGUGCUCAUUGAUGAACAAAUUAAUAGCCAAUUAAAAGGCAACAGUGGUUGUACGGCAGCAGUAUGUGUCCUUCGCUGGGAAUUACCAGAAAACGUGUCAGAAGAAGAUAAUGGAGAAAUAGAUUUGAGUCAACACAGAAGAAAAUUAUAUACAGCCAAUGUUGGUGAUUCAAGAAUAGUGUUAUAUAGAAAUAACCAAGCGAUAAGAUUGACAUAUGACCAUAAAGCAUCUGAUUUAUUUGAGAUGCAGAGAAUAGAACAAGCUGGUGGUUUAAUCAUGAAAAGUCGUGUUAAUGGUAUGUUAGCUGUAACAAGAUCUCUAGGUGAUAAAUUUUUUGAUUCCUUAGUGGUAGGAAAUCCUUUUACAACCACUGUUGAAAUUAUCCCAGAAGAUAAAUUUUUAAUUAUUGCAUGUGAUGGUCUUUGGGAUGUUAUUGAUGAUCAAAUGGCAUGUCAACUUAUCCAAGAUAUUGAAGAUCCUAAUGAAGCAGCAAAAACAUUAGUCAGGUAUGCUUUAAAAAAUGGUACAACUGAUAAUGUUACAGUAAUGGUUGUCACUUUAUGA